This is a messenger RNA of Trichosurus vulpecula (common brushtail), 993 nucleotides long. It is a transcript of the gene PAQR5, whose product is annotated as progestin and adipoQ receptor family member 5. The transcript has 7 exons. Gene Ontology annotation, molecular function: signaling receptor activity. Gene Ontology annotation, cellular component: membrane. Lineage: Eukaryota; Metazoa; Chordata; Mammalia; Diprotodontia; Phalangeridae. Bases 1 to 993 code for a protein of 330 amino acids. The record is from RefSeq and is a predicted model, not a curated record.
AUGUUGAGCUUGAAACUACCCAAGUUGUUCAGCAUAGACCAAGUACCUCAGGUGUUCCAUGAACGGGGCAUAAUUUUUGGCUAUCGGCAUCCUCAGAGUUCAGCCACCGCCUGUGUCCUCAGCCUUUUCCAAAUGACCAAUGAAACCCUCAACAUCUGGACACACUUGCUCCCCUCCUGGUACUUCAUGUGGAGGUUUAUGGCCACUCUAUAUAUGGUUGAUUUCUGGAAUGACAGCUAUUCCUGGCCUCUGCUUGUCUACCUGAUUACCAGCUUCAUUUACCCUUUUGCCUCCAGCUGUGCCCAUACCUUCAGCUCCAUGUCCAAGAAUGCCAGACAUAUAUGUUACUUCCUGGAUUAUGGUGCUGUCAAUCUCUUCAGCUUGGGUUCUGCCAUAGCCUAUUCUGCCUACGCAUUCCCUGCCAUGUUGGUUUGUACCACUUUCCAUCGCUACUUCGUGUCCUUGGCUGUGUUGAAUACCAUUUUGAGCAUCGGACUUUCCUGCUACUCGAGGUUCCUUGAAAUCCAGAAGCCAAGGCUCUGUAAGAUAUUACGGAUACUGGCCUUUGCAUAUCCUUACGCCUGGGACACCAUCCCCAUCAUUUGCAGGCUAUUCUCAUCAUCAGAAGAGAGUUCUGGGGAGGCAGCAAACCCCUAUCACCAAAAACACACGGUUAUCGCCAUCCUUGCUUGUUUCCUCUAUGCGGCACACUUACCCGAGAGGCUUGCACCUGGACUCUUUGACUAUGUUGGUCACAGUCACCAGCUUUUUCAUGUGUGUGUCAUCUUGGCGACACACUUGCAGAUGGAAGCCAUAUUUCUGGACAUGACGUUGAGAAAAGAGUGGCUUUUAGCUACUUCGAUACCUCCCUCUUUCUCUCAGACAGCUGGGGCAAUAUGUCUGUGCAUCAUUUUCAGCCUCAUUAACAUCCUUUACUUCUCAGUUGCUCUGUAUCAGACUCCAGAGCCAGAAGUACAGAAAAAAGAAACAUGA